AAAAGGCAGUAAGGUAACAAAAGAAAUAGUAAAACAAAAACAAGCUCAAUCCUUUCGGAGCUACAUCAUCAUCAUCAUCAUAUCAUCAUCUUCUUCUUCUUCUUCUUCAGAGCUUUACACAGACAGAGGAAGAAGUAGAGAACUAUUUCCAUGCAUUCUUUAACUCUGAACUACCCAUUAUUACAUAGAACAUGGCUCUUCUCUUCCUUUUUCUACUCCUGCAUCUCUCUCUCCCUCUCCGAUCCUCGAAUCACCCAAUCCGGCCUCUUUUGCGGCAAUUCAACAGGCCUCAAGGACCUAGUCCCAGCUUUUGUUAAAGAAAUGGAAACGCUUUCGCAGCUCAUAACCAAUACCCACUUCGCCACUUACCACCUCAACAACUCCACCGUUCCUAUAUACGCUUUAGCCCAAUGCCACCAAGACCUCUCCCAGAUUGAUUGCCUCCUCUGCUACGCUGCAUCUCGCACCAAGAUCCCCCGUUGCCUCCCCUCCGUCUCUGGUCGCAUCUAUCUUGAUGGGUGCUUUCUACGUUAUGAUAAAUAUGAUUUUUUUCAGGAGGCUGUGUCCCCUUCUCUUGAUGCUGUCAAAUGUAGCCAGGGAAACGUUUCGGGUUCUGGUGAUGAAAAUGGGAAGUUGAAGUUUGUAACGAGUGUUAGUUAUGCGGUUGCUAAUGCGAGUAGUAAAGCUGUGGAGAAUGGUGGGUUUGCUGCAGUAGGGAUUGAAGGUGUUUAUGCUUUGGCUCAGUGUUGGGAGAGUAUUGACAAAGAUGGGUGUAGAGCGUGUUUGGAGAAGGCAGAGGAGGAGGUGAAAGGAUGUUUGCCUGGCAAGGAAGGCAGAGGGAUGAAUUCGGGCUGCUAUUUAAGAUACUCGACUGACAAAUUCUUUGAUCAUGAAGCAGAAUUAGGGCAUGCUCAUGGAUUUUCUGCCUUAGGAGUUACUAUUGCUAUUGCUUUAGCGGCAGCUGCUUUCAUCAUGCUGUCUCUCUUUGCAGCUUAUGCUACCUAUAGAAGAUUAUUGAAGAAAAAACAAGAACGCAUCAAUCUUGAAAAAAUUUCAAUCAGUUUCAACAAAUCAAGUUUGAAUUUCAAGUAUGAGACCCUGGAAAAGGCGACGGAUUAUUUCAACCCAUCGAAGAAAAUUGGUCAAGGAGGAGCUGGUUCUGUAUUUGUAGGGACUCUUCCAAAUGGGCAGACUGUUGCAGUUAAAAGAUUGAUUUUCAACACAAGACAAUGGGUGGAUGAAUUCUUCAAUGAGGUAAACUUAAUUAGUGGAAUUCAACACAAGAACCUUGUGAAGCUUUUGGGAUGUAGCAUUGAAGGUCCUGAGAGUCUUCUGGUUUAUGAUUAUGUCCCUAACAAGAGCCUCGAUCAGUUUAUUUUUGGAAAGAAGAAAACCAGAACUCUAAAUUGGAAGGAGCGGUUUGAUAUAAUUGUGGGAACAGCAGAGGGGCUUGCAUAUCUUCAUGGAGGUUCUCAAGAGAGAAUAAUCCACAGGGACAUUAAAAGCAGUAAUGUUCUUCUUGAUGAGAAUCUCACUCCCAAGAUUGCAGAUUUUGGACUUGUUCGGUGUUUUGGUGCUGAUAAGACUCAUCUUAGCACUGGAAUUGCAGGAACAAUGGGGUAUAUGGCUCCGGAGUAUCUGAUACGAGGGCAGCUGACUGAGAAAGCUGAUGUUUACAGUUUCGGAGUACUGGUUCUUGAGAUUGUAAUGGGUAAAAGGUGUAACUCUUUCAUAGAGGACUCCAGGUCACUUCUGCAAACAGUAUGGCUACUUUACAGGACAAAUAGAUUGGAAGAAGCCGUUGAUCCUUGUCUCAGAGAUGAUUUUCCAGUACAGGAGGCAUCCCGGGUGCUUCAAAUCGGCCUCUUAUGCACACAGGCUUCAGUUUCCUUAAGACCAUCCAUGGCUGAAGUGGUAGGGAUGCUAAAUAGUAGUGAUCAUAGUGUGAUUCCUCUCCCAAAUCAACCUCCUUUUAUGAAUGCUACUCUUUUAGAGCCUGAGAGCUCCACAAGGUCUUGCAGCACAAAUGGUUUUGUAUCAAAAGCAGCAACAAAAAUUGAAGCCUAUUCCUACACUUCCUCAGAAUCCUCUAGCAUGAAUAGCUCAGAUAGGCCAUUAAAAAGUGAAGAAUCAACACAAACAAAUCCCAACUAGAUUUUCCCAUUUUUCAAAGAUUAUCAAGUACAAAGAUUUUCCUUACAAUAGUUUUUGAGGUAAGCCUUGCUUGACAUUCUUGAGGUAAAAGCAAUGAUUUUUAGCACCCAUACUCUAUGGAUGUUGUUUCACUUGGAAGAUUUGCAAGCAAGGACCUGCAACCUUUUGCACAAAUCAAAAGAAGUAUGCUAGAGAAGGUAUAGCCUAUCAUUAAAAACUUUUUGUUAUGAAGAUUUACAGCAAGAGAUAAGUUUGUUGUUGAUUUAUCUAAAUCUUUAUCUGUAUUCAUUUACUUUUCUAAAUAAUCCUUUCUGUUAUGUCAUCUUAUAUGCAACAAGUUCUCAAAAUGUGUGAUAAUAAAUUUUUUGUGUCUUCUUCUCA
Messenger RNA from Hevea brasiliensis (rubber tree), 2535 nucleotides. RefSeq names its product cysteine-rich receptor-like protein kinase 42. Gene Ontology annotation, biological process: protein phosphorylation. Bases 151 to 2154 code for a protein of 667 amino acids. Lineage: Eukaryota; Viridiplantae; Streptophyta; Magnoliopsida; Malpighiales; Euphorbiaceae. The record is from RefSeq and is a predicted model, not a curated record. The transcript is spliced from 6 exons. Gene Ontology annotation, molecular function: protein kinase activity; ATP binding.